AUGGCUGAGAAUCCCCUUCCUCCCAAGGAGGGUCUGGCCCACGAUGAGGAUAUCACUCAAAGCGUGGCCAUGGCCCAGGUCGACGGUCCUAGCCAGGAGAAGCAUGCUGCAGCGCUGAACAUCGUCGAAAACCCGCUCAAGCGUUUCCCGCGUGAGCAAGUAUACGAAGAUGCCCGUGGCUUUGCCGAGAUGCACGGCCUGGCUGAGCACGCCGAACUCUUCGGCCGCGCUGCUCUCGUGGCUCGCGAGCCUGCAGGCCUUGAGAGCGUGACCGAGCUGUCUCAGGACGAGGCAGCCGCUCUCCACUAUGAACAUGACCACAAGUGGCACGGACCAUGGAUGCUGUGGUACUCCAUUGCACUCUGCGCCAUCGGCGCCGCGACUCAGGGUUGGGACCAGACCGGUUCCAACGGGGCCAAUCUCUCAUUCCCUCAGGCCCUAGGCAUCGACAGUGGCAGUUCCCGUGAUGAGUGGAUCAAAGGGCUCAUCAACUCGAUCAUCUUCCUCACUGCCGGUCUUAUUGGUGCCUUCAUCGUCGAUCCCCUCAACCAUUACCUAGGUCGACGUGGAGAGAUUUUCCUGACCGCGGCCUGCCUCACGGCUACCCCCAUCGGAUCCGGUUUUGCGCGCACCUGGCAGGAGCUGUUCGCCGCUCGCUUCGUCAUGGGAAUUGGAAUUGGUGCAAAGAAUGCCACCGUGCCGAUCUACUCGGCUGAGAUGGCUCCCCACCGCAUCCGUGGUGCCCUGGUCAUGUUCUGGCAGCUCUGGGUUGUCAUUGGUAUCUUCUUGGGCUUCUGCGCCAAUGUCAUUGUGAAGGAUACCGGUGACCUCUCCUGGCGGUUGCAACUAGGCUCGGCCUUCAUUCCCUCCUUUAUUCUGAUGAUCGGCAUCUUCUUCUGCCCCGAGUCCCCCCGUUGGUUGAUGAAGAAGGGCAAGCACGUCCAGGGCUUCAACUCCAUGUCUCGUCUUCGCGCCCAUCCCAUCAUUGCUGCACGAGACUACUACUACUCCUACAUUAUCUACAUGGAGGAGUUGAAGGAAGCUCGGGGUGCCGGUUACUUCUCUCGUAUGCGUGACAUUUUCGUGGUGCCCCGUAUCCGACGAGCCAACUAUGGUGCGUCGACUGUCAUGAUCGCGCAACAGAUGUGCGGUAUCAACAUCAUUUCCUUCUACAGUUCGACCAUCUUCGAGAACGCCGGUUACAGCGCAGUUCAGGCUCUGUACGCCUCUCUGGGAUAUGGUGCCAUUCAAGUGGUCUCCACCAUUCCUACUCUCUUCCUCAUUGACACCAAAGGACGACGCACCUUGACAUUGGCUACAUUCCCAUUGAUGUGUAUUUUCCUCUUGGCUGCCGGCCUUUCUCUUCUGAACUCAAAUGAUAACCGAAGCAAGGGAGCACACAUUGGACCUGUCGCUCUGUUCGUCUACCUCUUCACAAUCUGCUACUCGCUGGGUGAAGGUCCCGUGGCUUUCCAGUACUCUGCCGAGGUCUUCCCUACCGUUCAACGUGAGCAGGGUAUGGCUUGGGCUGUGUGCAUCAACAACACCUUUGCUGGAAUUCUUGGCUUGACAUUCCCCCGUAUGACCAGUGUCAUGACGCCCACUGGAGCGUUUGGUUUCUACGCUGGUCUGAACCUGAUUGCUUGGUUCAUGAUAUUCUGCUUUGUCAGAGAGACCAAGCAGCUCACACUGGAGGAACUGGAUCAGGUCUUUUCUGUUCCAACCAAGAAGUUCAUCGGCCACGAACUCACCGUCUGGCUUCCUUACUUUGUGAAGCGACACAUCUUCCGCCAGCGGAUUCCAAAGCCUCCAUCCAUUAUCGCCACUGCGGAUGAGGCCCGCAGGGUCGAAGAACACUAA
Molecule: messenger RNA, 1860 nt
Organism: Penicillium diatomitis
Lineage: Eukaryota; Fungi; Ascomycota; Eurotiomycetes; Eurotiales; Aspergillaceae
Product: sugar porter family MFS transporter
Exons: 9
Coding region: 1-1860 (619 amino acids)
Biological process (GO): transmembrane transport
Cellular component (GO): membrane
Molecular function (GO): myo-inositol:proton symporter activity
Source: RefSeq, a predicted model, not a curated record